This is a messenger RNA of Cynocephalus volans (Philippine flying lemur), 2523 nucleotides long. RefSeq names its product tousled like kinase 1 (gene TLK1). Gene Ontology annotation, biological process: chromosome segregation; intracellular signal transduction; peptidyl-serine phosphorylation. The record is from RefSeq and is a predicted model, not a curated record. Lineage: Eukaryota; Metazoa; Chordata; Mammalia; Dermoptera; Cynocephalidae. Bases 131 to 2431 code for a protein of 766 amino acids. Gene Ontology annotation, cellular component: nucleus. The transcript has 21 exons. Gene Ontology annotation, molecular function: protein serine/threonine kinase activity; ATP binding.
ACUCUCCCCUCCCUGCCCUCACUCUCUCGCUCGCCCUCAGCGCGGCCCCCGCCAUGACGGAGGCGGGUGCCGGUGCCGUUGCCGCCGCUGCCGUCGCAGGGGGGGAGUCGGGUUCCCAGAAAGUAGCUUGAUGAGUGUCCAAAGUAGCAGUGGAAGUUUGGAGGGGCCGCCAUCUUGGUCCCAGCUCUCCACGUCUCCAACCCCGGGCUCGGCGGCGGCAGCCAGGUCCCUGCUGAAUCACACGCCGCCAUCCGGGAGGCCCAGGGAAGGUGCAAUGGAUGAGCUUCAUAGUCUGGAUCCAAGAAGGCAAGAGUUAUUGGAAGCUAGAUUUACUGGAGUUGCAAGUGGGAGCACUGGGAGCACUGGCAGUUGCAGUGUUGGUGCUAAAGCCUCAACAAAUAAUGAAAGCUCUAAUCACAGUUUUGGAAGCUUAGGAUCUUUAAGUGACAAAGAAUCAGAGACACCAGAGAAGAAACAAUCGGAAUCAUCCAGGGGAAGAAAGCGAAAAGCAGAAAAUCAGAAUGAAAGUAGUCAGGGAAAAAGUAUUGGGGGUCGUGGACACAAAAUUAGCGACUAUUUUGAAUACCAAGGUGGGAAUGGUUCAAGUCCAGUAAGAGGCAUACCUCCUGCAAUCCGUUCUCCUCAAAAUUCACAUUCACAUUCCACUCCUUCCUCCUCUGUUCGACCGAACAGCCCUUCUCCUACUGCAUUAGCUUUUGGGGACCACCCUGUUGUACAACCAAAGCAGUUAUCUUUUAAAAUUACUCAGACUGAUCUCACAAUGCUCAAAUUAGCAGCAUUAGAAACUAAUAAAAACCAGGACCUGGAAAAGAAGGAAGGUCGUAUAGAUGAUUUGCUCAGGGCUAACUGUGAUCUCAGACGGCAAAUAGAUGAACAACAAAAAUUACUUGAAAAAUACAAAGAACGAUUAAAUAAGUGCAUAUCAAUGAGCAAGAAACUUCUUAUUGAAAAGAGUACGCAAGAAAAACUGUCAAGCAGAGAGAAGAGUAUGCAAGAUAGAUUACGCCUUGGGCACUUUACAACAGUUAGACAUGGCGCUUCAUUUACUGAGCAAUGGACGGAUGGUUUUGCAUUUCAGAAUCUUGUGAAGCAACAAGAAUGGGUGAAUCAGCAAAGAGAAGAUAUUGAGAGACAAAGGAAACUUCUAGCCAAACGCAAACCUCCCGCAGCUAAUAAUUCUCAGGCACCCUCUACCAAUUCUGAACCAAAACAAAGAAAAAACAAAGCAGUCAAUGGAGCAGAAAAUGAUCCCUUUGUUAGACCAAAUUUACCACAACUGUUGACUUUGGCAGAAUAUCAUGAACAGGAAGAAAUUUUCAAACUUAGACUAGGACAUCUCAAAAAGGAAGAGGCAGAAAUUCAGGCAGAACUUGAACGUUUGGAAAGAGUCAGAAAUCUUCACAUACGGGAGCUCAAAAGAAUAAACAAUGAAGAUAAUUCACAGUUCAAAGAUCACCCAACGUUAAAUGAAAGAUAUUUAUUACUUCAUCUCCUUGGUAGAGGUGGCUUUAGCGAAGUGUAUAAGGCUUUUGACCUUUAUGAACAAAGGUAUGCUGCUGUGAAGAUCCAUCAGCUUAAUAAAAGCUGGAGAGAUGAGAAAAAAGAAAAUUACCACAAACAUGCCUGCAGAGAGUAUAGAAUACACAAAGAACUGGAUCACCCCAGGAUAGUUAAACUCUAUGAUUAUUUCUCCUUGGAUACAGAUACGUUUUGUACAGUGUUAGAAUACUGUGAAGGCAAUGACUUGGAUUUCUAUCUGAAGCAACACAAAUUAAUGUCAGAGAAAGAAGCUAGGUCUAUUGUAAUGCAGAUUGUAAAUGCACUAAGAUAUCUCAAUGAGAUCAAACCCCCUAUUAUACAUUAUGAUCUUAAGCCAGGAAACAUCCUUCUGGUAGAUGGAACAGCAUGUGGAGAAAUCAAAAUCACUGAUUUUGGUCUGUCCAAGAUUAUGGAUGAUGAUAGCUAUGGUGUAGAUGGAAUGGAUCUAACUUCCCAAGGGGCAGGCACUUACUGGUAUUUACCUCCUGAGUGUUUUGUAGUUGGAAAAGAGCCACCAAAGAUUUCCAACAAGGUUGAUGUGUGGUCAGUUGGAGUCAUCUUCUUUCAGUGUCUUUAUGGUAGAAAGCCAUUUGGCCACAAUCAAUCUCAACAAGAUAUUCUUCAAGAAAAUACAAUAUUAAAAGCCACAGAAGUCCAGUUCCCUGUGAAACCAGUUGUAAGCAGUGAAGCCAAGGCCUUUAUAAGACGCUGUUUGGCAUACCGAAAAGAAGAUCGAUUUGAUGUGCACCAACUGGCAAAUGAUCCGUACCUUCUCCCACACAUGAGAAGAUCGAAUUCUUCAGGAAACUUACACAUGACUGGUCUAACAGCAUCCCCUACACCCCCUUCUUCAAGCAUAAUUACUUACUGACUUUCCUCCAAGAUUGGCAUGAUAUCUUUGAAUUGCUUCCAGAUGCACACCUGAGUUAGAGAGCAUUUGAGUGUUUUUUUUUUUUUUUUUUU